Messenger RNA from Drosophila santomea, 993 nucleotides. RefSeq lists its product as uncharacterized. NCBI's taxonomy places the organism in Eukaryota, Metazoa, Arthropoda, Insecta, Diptera, Drosophilidae. The record is from RefSeq and is a predicted model, not a curated record. Bases 114 to 656 code for a protein of 180 amino acids. The transcript is spliced from 3 exons.
CUCAGUCAGUCAGUGCCCUUUGGUUUGAUCGGAACAUUUACUUACAACCCUUAUUUCCAAGAUCUUUUAUAAGUUUUGUAAAUCUCUUUGUAACAACUUUACCACACUUCGCAAUGAAUUGCAUCGGGCAAAUCAAUGAUCUGUUUUGCCACGUGGUGCGCACCUACCUGGGCAUAACCAUAUACAGUUGCGAAACCUACUCCAUCUGGAAGUUCCCGGCUGAUUUCAAUUCGAAACUGUUCUACUAUGUUCUCGGCAUCAGUGUCCUUGGAGCGCUCUACAAUGUUCUGAAAAUCAUUGACCUUUCCUUUCGGAAAUACGGCACUCCUCUGGUGAGGAUGGGGCGGCCAAGGAAAGUCAUGAAUUUGAGUGGCAAUCAAAUGCGCCGCUUUCGAAUCGCCGAAUGCUUUUUAUUGACCAAGGCGUGGACACUAAUGAUAUACGCCUUGGUAUUCAUAAAGCCGCAUUACAUUAAUCCCUGGGUGCUGCUUUGUGGCACCACCUUGACCAUCGAUGUGUUCAUCCUGGCAUUCGAUGUCAUGCGUCAACUCGAGAUAGGCAUGAUCCCCUUGAUGGUCCUCUGGUUCAAGUUGUCCAGCAUGUGCUGUGUCCUCUGCGUGCGGUGGCUCCUCCAGCGACUGAUCGAGGUGCAAUAAGGGACGCAGGAUUUUGUUUUUUUUGGUGAACAUAAGGGAGCUAUCUAAGGAUGCUCCAAAUUCUCAGUGACAUGUUUAAACAGAAAUAUUCAAUGUUAAAUGAAAAAAGAACUACUGAAGCAGCAGGGAGUUGAAGAGCGUACAUGUACUGCCCUGCCAUUUGAAGUCUAGCUGCGGAAAAGUCAAACUCAGCCGGCUUGUAAAGCCAAGGCUAACACACACAGCUGUCUUGGCCACAGUUUUCCCAGCGUAUGGACCGCUUCUGUUUGUUCGGGAGCCCACUUAACACAAUGUUUGUCUUGGCAAUUACACGCGCCUCCUUCAGCGCUGUCCGAAA